Messenger RNA from Malassezia restricta, 1635 nucleotides. Its product is annotated as U3 small nucleolar RNA-associated protein 18. The transcript has a single exon. Lineage: Eukaryota; Fungi; Basidiomycota; Malasseziomycetes; Malasseziales; Malasseziaceae. The record is from RefSeq and is a predicted model, not a curated record. Bases 1 to 1635 code for a protein of 544 amino acids. Gene Ontology annotation, cellular component: Pwp2p-containing subcomplex of 90S preribosome; small-subunit processome. Gene Ontology annotation, biological process: rRNA processing. Gene Ontology annotation, molecular function: protein binding.
AUGGCGGUGGAACGUGAGCAAGAGCUCACACAGCGCUUGUUUGGUGGCACCAAGCGCCCAGCAGAUGAAGAAGCUGGGAUUACUACUCUUGAAGAUAGCGCCUUGUUUACAUUCGAUACGGGCGAUGACAGUGCCGUGGCAGCGGAUGCUACCGAGCAGGUGCUGGAUGAGGCGCAGCCACCAGCUGCCCUAUGGAAAGAUGAAGAUGACGAACGUAUAACUGUUCCAUUGGCCGGCCCACAAGCGCGUGCAUCUGAUGGAUCUGUGCUUGGAACAAAACGUCUGCGCAAGCUACGUACGAGUCCUGGUGAAACGACCAUUUCCGGCGUCGAGUACCAGCGACGCCUUCGCAAACAAUACGAACGCAUGCAUCCACGGCCUGCAUGGGCAUCAGCAUCACAACAAAAAGACCAGUCUGAAUCACCGUGGAAUGCGUCCCUUCUACGUGAUCUCCUCAGCACAGAUCAAGGACUGGUGGAGUCCAAGCGACAUUCACGUCGCUUGCCAUCUGAUCGCCUGGACGUCGAGCGUCUGCGCGAUGCCAACGAGGCUCAAGGUCGUGUAUCUGAGCCGGCUGCUAUUGAGCAAUUGCAGUUCCAUCCCAGUCCGCAUACGCAUGUACUUCUCACUGCUUCACGAGACAGGCGUGUACGCCUGUUUCAGAUUGACGGCAAGACCAACCCUAUGCUCGAAUCACUUCAUGUACCGGAUUUGCCUGUAAAGACGGCCAUAUUUCAUCCAGCAGGCACAUCUGUAUUGAUUGCCGGUCCGCGACCCUACCUGUAUGCGUAUGAUAUCCGCUCGGGCAAGACGUUGUGCUCGAGUCCUUGGCGAGGUGCAGGCCGAGUCGUGUCCAGCGCAGUGGGUACGGAAGCGGAUGCUGGUGCUGAGCGGGACUUGAGCUUUGUGCGUUUCCAACCCGGCGCUUCGUCUCGACUGGUGGCUGUAGGUGGCCGUCGUGGCCAGGUCCACCUCCUGGACUGGGGCGCUGGCGCUGCAGGUCAGAUGGGUGGCCAGCGCAUCGGUGAACUCCGCAUGAAUGCGCCGCUCGCUGGUAUGGCAUGGGCAGGGGAGACAGAGCACCGCCUCCUGACGCUUUCUACCGAGGGUCGCAUUCACGUCUGGGACCUGCGCAGUCGAUCAUGCCCCGUCACCGCGUAUGAUACCGGCCUAUUUGGCGCCAAGGGUCUAGAAGUCACGAUGCCACAUUCAAUGGUGCCGCCCUAUUGGGCCAUUGGCUCCUCUAAUGGUAUUGUCAACAUGUACGGUGGACAGAGCACGGAUUCUGCCACCACAAGCACACAGCUGGAAGAGCUGCUUGCUGCCCCCACGUCUGCUUCCGUCAUGGAUGACGUUCGAUUGACGGCACGCAAGUCCCUCGGCAACUUGACUACCGCCACGACUUCAAUGCGAUUCAGUCAUGACGCACAACUUCUGGCCCUCGCCAGCCGAAACAAAAAAGACGCGCUUCGUGUGGUGCAUGUGCCCUCUUUGCAAGCGUAUUCGAAUUGGCCAACGUCAGGCACGCCGCUGGGCCAUGUGACGUCGAUCGACUUUUCAUCUCACAGCGAGUACUUGGCCAUCGGCAACUCUCGCGGCCGUGUAUUGCUGUAUUCACUGCGUUCAUAUCUCUAG